AUGGCUACCACCUUGGGAUUCACAACGCCCUCCCUCAUUGCCGCCACGACCGGCAUUGUCGGAUCAGCAUGGACAUCGGGCGCAAUCGCAUCCAUCUCCCUGAUCGGAAUCCCCGCCUACCUCAGCAGCCCCGACACCUCAGCCCAGAUCUGGGCCACCAGCUAUGAGCGCGGGAAGAACACUAUGCCCAAGGUUGCCAUCGCUGUAGCCCUGGCAUACUUCUACGCCGCCUAUGAUUCCCACGGCCGUGACGCUGCUGGUGCGUGGAAGGGUUUUCUGGGUGCGGCGGGCCUCGUCCUCGUCAUCCUCCCCUUCACCCGGGCCGUCAUGAAGCCUACCAACGACUCGCUCCAUAGCAUUGCCAGUGGUUCGUCGGCCACCCCGCAGAUACAGUCCGGCGGUCUUCUCAAAAAGUGGUCUGCUCUCAACAUCAUCCGAAGUCUGUUUCCCCUCGCUGGCGCCGCUCUGGGCUUUGUGACGCUCCUGGCCAAUGCCACCGCUUAG
This is a messenger RNA of Geosmithia morbida, 504 nucleotides long. RefSeq names its product protein of unknown function (DUF1772). The transcript has 2 exons. Lineage: Eukaryota; Fungi; Ascomycota; Sordariomycetes; Hypocreales; Bionectriaceae. The coding region runs from base 1 to 504 and encodes 167 amino acids. The record is from RefSeq and is a predicted model, not a curated record.